Molecule: messenger RNA, 2256 nt
Organism: Euleptes europaea (tarantolino)
Lineage: Eukaryota; Metazoa; Chordata; Lepidosauria; Squamata; Sphaerodactylidae
Gene: PDE4C
Product: phosphodiesterase 4C
Exons: 15
Coding region: 1-2256 (751 amino acids)
Biological process (GO): signal transduction
Cellular component (GO): cytosol; perinuclear region of cytoplasm; nucleus
Molecular function (GO): 3',5'-cyclic-AMP phosphodiesterase activity
Source: RefSeq, a predicted model, not a curated record
AUGCUGCCCUCUUCCAAGCCCCACGGCUCCCCAGCCGCCUCGCCCGGCCCCUCCCCUCGCCACUCUCCUAUCCUCUUCCGGAGGCUGAAGAUGAACCAAAGUAUCCGGCUCCAGCGGCGCUUCACUGUGGCCCACCCCCUGUGCUUUGACAUCGAGAAUGGCCUCGCUUCAAGCCGGAGCCCCCUGGACCCCCCAGGCAACACGGGCCUGGGGCUCAUGCUACAGGGAGGCACCCCACACAGCCAGCGCCGGGAGUCCUUCCUCUACCGGUCGGACAGCGACUAUGACCUCUCCCCCAAGGCCAUGUCACGCAAUUCUUCUGUCGCCAGCGACAUGCAUGGAGAAGACCUGAUUGUCACCCCGUUUGCUCAGGUCCUGGCCAGCCUACAGACAGUGCGCAGCAACUUCGCCACGUUGACCCACCUGCAAGAGCGCAUGACCGGCAAACGGGCGCCCAGCAAUGCCGUUCCCCUGUCCACAGGCAAAGGCACCCUGUCAGAGGAUGCCUCCCAGAAGCUGGCGGUGGAGACCCUGGAGGAGCUGGACUGGUGCCUGGACCAACUGGAGACCUUGCAGACGCGGCACUCCGUCAGCGAGAUGGCCUCCAAUAAGUUCAAGAGGAUGCUCAAUCGGGAGCUGACCCACCUGUCAGAAACAAGCCGUUCCGGGAACCAGGUGUCUGAGUACAUCAGCAACACUUUCCUAGACAAGCAGCAUGAGGUGGAAAUUCCCAGCCCGGCUUCCAGGGGGGAAGGCAGAGAGGAAGCCAAGCGCCCCAUGUCGCAGAUCAGUGGCGUGAAGAAGCUGAUGCACGGAACCAGUUUCAGCAGCGCUGCCAUCCCACGCUUUGGGGUCCACACCGACCAGGAGGGGCCCUUGGCCAAGGAAUUAGAAGCGGUGAACAAGUGGGGUCUCGACGUGUUCAAAGUCGCGGAGUACUCCGGCCAUCGGCCACUAACGGUUGUGAUGUACAGCAUCUUCCAGGAAAGGGACCUGUUGAAAACAUUCCACAUCCCCGUAGACACCUUCAUCACUUUCCUGAUGACCCUGGAGGACCACUACCACCUUGACGUGGCCUACCACAACAACAUCCACGCUGCUGACGUGGCGCAGUCCACCCACGUGCUGCUCUCCAUGCCAGCUCUGGAGGCUGUCUUCACCGACCUGGAGGUCUUGGCGGCCAUCUUUGCAGCUGCCAUCCACGACGUGGAUCACCCGGGAGUCUCCAACCAGUUUCUGAUCAACACCAACUCUGAACUGGCCCUGAUGUACAACGACGCUUCAGUGCUGGAGAACCACCACCUGGCUGUGGGCUUCAAACUCUUGCAAGAGGAAAACUGUGACAUCUUCCAGAACCUCUCCAAGAAAGAGCGGCAGAUGCUUCGCAAGAUGGCAAUCGACAUGGUCCUGGCGACAGACAUGUCCAAGCACAUGAACCUCUUGGCUGAUCUGAAGACAAUGGUGGAGACCAAGAAAGUGACCAGUCUGGGAGUCCUACUUUUGGACAAUUACUCAGACCGCAUUCAGGUCCUGCAGAAUAUUGUCCACUGUGCAGACCUGAGCAACCCCACAAAGCCUCUGGAGCUGUACCGCCAGUGGACGGACCGCAUCAUGGUGGAGUUCUUCCACCAGGGAGACCGAGAGAGAGAGAAGGGCAUGGAGAUCAGCCCGAUGUGUGACAAGCACAACGCCUCCAUUGAGAAGUCCCAGGUGGGAUUCAUCGACUACAUCGCGCAUCCUCUGUGGGAAACCUGGGCUGACCUGGUGCAUCCAGAUGCCCAGGACAUCCUGGACACCCUGGAAGAUAACCGGGAGUGGUACCAGAGCAUGAUCCCCCACAGCCCCUCGCCCCCCCCUGACGAGCUGGGGUCCGAGAAGGGCGGUGGUGGUCCCGACAAGUUCCAGUUUCAUCUGACCCUGCAGGAGGAGGAAGCAGAGGAGUCGGACCCCGAGCAAAGGACAGAGAGUCCCCUGGAGGAGGAGAACAGCGAAUCCAAGAUCUUGGGCACCACCGAUGACUCCGAAUCUGCCAGUGAGCAGCCGUCCUCCCCCACGGACAAAUCAGCCUGUCUCCUUAGGGACCCCCCGGGCAAGCAGAAGGAGACUUUGGACGUUGAUAACCAAAGGACCCUCUCAAGAGGCAGCGUUGGUUCGGCGGCGGCACUCAGUGGACUCACCGGGAGAGGGAGCACGAAGGACUUGGAGCAGUUUCUGGACGCGGAAGGGAACGUCCCCUUUUUAUCGCUUGGGACGUAG